UACAAUACUCGGCCGACCAUCAAAAUCAAAGAAACGUCGGUCAAGAUUCAAUUUCAAAUCCAAGAAGUAUAAAACAAGAAUCGUGAGUCAAGAUCAGGAUGGCGGAUAGGCUGACCCAACUGCAGGAUUCUGUAACACAGCAAGCUGAGCAUUUCUACAACAGUAUUGGAAUCUUGCAGCAGUUUGCUCCAAGCAGUCCCUUCCCCGGAUUUGAAAAACCUGGCGGGAAACCUCCUUCCCCACCUCCCCAAGAAGAUUAUCCUGUACUGUUUGCCAAGUUGAUAACCCGCACAGCGAAAGACAUUGACGUGCUGAUAGAUGCUUUGCCUAGUGAGGACUCUUCCACAGAGUUACAGGUUGCAAGUUUGCAGAAGUUGGAGUUUGAAAACCAAGAAGAAGCGGAGAAGCUGGAAGAGAUUGUCAACAGAGGAGAGAAGCUGCUGAAAACUAUCCAGAAAUCUCUGGAGGACAUCGCAACUGCUCAGCUCAAGUGUCAGGCUUUAGAGAGCAAUACUUCUGGGAAAGAGAAGCUGUUUGCUUCCUGAGAGGAUCUUUUAUGUUGGGGUUUUUUGUUUUAUCAAAACAAGAAAAACUGCUGUGAAUGUUGUGUUCAUUCAGAUUUGUUGGGGGUAUCAGUGCCAUCCAUUUCUGCCACCCCCUCAGGGGAGUUUUGACAGGACAUAAAGCUGUUUAAAUUAAAGGAACAGUGCUAUGCUGUUGAAACAAAA
Aplysia californica (California sea hare) is the source of this 728-nucleotide messenger RNA. Its product is annotated as mediator of RNA polymerase II transcription subunit 21. The record is from RefSeq and is a predicted model, not a curated record. NCBI's taxonomy places the organism in Eukaryota, Metazoa, Mollusca, Gastropoda, Aplysiida, Aplysiidae. Gene Ontology annotation, molecular function: transcription coregulator activity. Bases 99 to 545 code for a protein of 148 amino acids. Gene Ontology annotation, cellular component: mediator complex. The transcript has 5 exons. Gene Ontology annotation, biological process: regulation of transcription by RNA polymerase II.